AUGUCAACUAUAUCACCUUCAGCAUUACAAAAUCUCGAUCCAGAAAGCAGAAAAGAGAUGAUGCAAUUCAUCGAAGCUGAACAAUCAAAGUCAAAAGUCCAAUCAUCGAUACAUAGCUUCACCGACAUGUGUUUUAAAAAAUGCAACAAAGAUAAACCAUUAACAUCACCAACUUUGAAUACCGAGGAAGAACAGUGUUUGGUAAAUUGUUUAAAUAGAUUUUUGGAUACAAAUAUUAAAGUAGUGGAAGCCUUACAAGGUAAAUAA
This is a messenger RNA of Lodderomyces orthopsilosis Co 90-125, 267 nucleotides long. RefSeq names its product protein transporter (gene TIM8). The record is from RefSeq and is a predicted model, not a curated record. NCBI's taxonomy places the organism in Eukaryota, Fungi, Ascomycota, Pichiomycetes, Serinales, Debaryomycetaceae. The coding region runs from base 1 to 267 and encodes 88 amino acids. The transcript has a single exon.